AUGGCCCUUACUGCAGAAUUCCUGAGGUUUGUUCUUCUUGGCUUCUGCGUCGCCUAUUGUGUCAUUGGAAUCUGCUUCGCCGGGAUAGGUCUCUACGACAUUGUGCUAAUGCAAAGUCUACCCGAUGUUAGUUUUACGGUGAUAUGGGUGCCUACGCUCCUUCUGGUGCUCGGAAUUUCCCUCGGUUUUGUUGCUGUUUUUGGUUCUGUUGGCGCCGGGAGGAGAAAUAAGUGCCUUCUUAUCACCUUUGCCACAGAGUCAAUUCUCAUGCUGCUGGCGCCACUUGCUUUCGCAAUAUUCGCUUUGAUUAUGGGUGGACGGAUAUUCGCACUUACGCUGGAAGUUUUCAAGAAGGAUCAGAGUGCUGCAACAGCAUGGUGGGGUCCGAUUGAAAUGGCGUUUAACUGCUGUGGAGUAAAUGGUCCAGACGACUACACGACCAUCAGUAUUCCGGGCACCUGUUGCGAACCUGAAACCAUCGUGUGUGCUUCCGAGAACGCGUACAAACGGGUAAGCAAAAAGUUGUAG
Messenger RNA from Dibothriocephalus latus, 528 nucleotides. The record is from the annotation of a GenBank genome assembly. NCBI's taxonomy places the organism in Eukaryota, Metazoa, Platyhelminthes, Cestoda, Diphyllobothriidea, Diphyllobothriidae.